AUGGAAAACCCAAUAUCAGAGAGCUCACUUGAGCCUUCCAUACGACAGCAAAAGGUGGACAAACCUUUGGUUCGACAGAAUACGGCAGAUUUGGCUUCAAAAUGUCCCCCGAUUGGUCAAUUUUUUGAGGGUACUGUACCCAAUUCUUCCUUGUUAGAUGGUUGUGUAAAUAGUGCGUCGAUUCUCCUUGAGCCUAGCGAAUACUUCUUUGAUGAUGAUUUCGCUGUUCCCUUUGAUGCAAACUUACGGGAUGAAUCAGUACUGCCUCAGAAAGGUCUAAAUGAAGAUAGCGAUGAGGGCAUAUCGUCUUCUGGAACUGUCAAGCGUGGUAUCCUAGCACUUCAUCAUUCACGCUCCGAUUCCUGCUUAUUUACUCAGCCAGAUUCUGGUGAUUGUGUGCAAGAUGGUCUGGAUACUCAAGUGCGGCUACGAUUUGAGUCGUCGAUGGUUCCUCUCGGUAAAUAUUCCCCUCAAAACACUAGUUGUUGCCCGGACAGCACAAGCGCACCCGACGCUGCUCGAUUUGUUGCGCGUAUCCAUCGCACAGCUUCAGCCGACUUUUCAACGGCCUUAUAUGACAUGAGUGCAAUGGACAAGAUGUUUGACAAUUGCACAAUAACUUUUAGUGAACUUCAGCAGCCUCCAAUGUACGCUCCGUCUGUGACGGGAAGUUGGAUGCAAGCAGUGCUAGAGGGUUCUUGUCCUCGGCUGAAGGAACUACUUAGGCGUACAGCUGAGGCAUUGGAUUACAGGCUUGCUUGGGGAGAAAUUCAAAUAGGAUUUGAUGGAACUUUGGUUUCGAAGGAUGUUAACUCAAGGAAGAUUGGUAGAAUACAGCGAUCAACAAGUCAUGGCAAUAUUUUUACGACUGCUAGUCUCGCAGGAAUGAGGCGUGCAUUGGCCAACAUGAAAAUAAUGUCACCAAAGACGUAUCGUUCUGUUGGUACCUCAACGUCGGAACGUGGCUGUGGUGAAUCGUCAAUGCCCGACACGACAACAACAAUAGCCACUACAACCUGGGCUCGAAUUCGAAGCAGUCGGGAAUCACUAAGUGGCAGAAAAGCUGUCUUGUGUGGUAGUGCCACGGUCAUUCCAUCGCCACCAAAGUGUACGAAAUUGAAUGUUCCACAGUCUGUUGUCACGUGGAGAGCCAUCAAAGAAGCUGCCGGAAACACGACUGCUGAGGAAGUUCCUCGCUUGGCAAAAAGGACUGGACUCCUACUCGGGGCUGAUAAUAGCUCUACCAACUUCCCCUUGCAGGCUAAUGCUUUGUUAUCCCUUGAUACGGAGACUAAACACAUAGGUGGCAUGGCUGAGAAAUCCAGUGAAACUUUUCAUAGAACUGGAAUUCCUCCCCCCAAAGUAUCCCAGCCACCAUGUGUUCCGCUCCGCAAAUCUAGUAUUGGUUCCCCGCGGCGUCAGCUCUACGUUAAUCGUUCUGGUGCGGCCUGCUUCGCGUCCCGACUCAAUCCAGAGCUACCCGAUUUUAACCUCUUAACCAUGUCUGCCGAUCCAUCGUCUGAGUGUAUGUCUCGUCUGAGGGAAGCUUCAUACCUUUACCACGUAAAGAAUCCACGCGCUGCAAUAGUUUAUCCAGUUUUGGGCAAGUUGGCUAUUCCGAAACCAUCGCGUAUUGAAAGCAACACUUUUCUUUCUCAAACGCUGCCAGAUCUCUCUCUUCUUGGAAAAGCGGCGGCACAAGAAGCGAAAUCCGGUACACCGAUGACUAGAGUCCCUACCCUGUCGCAUGGGUCGCGUAGGUCUGCAUCCCUAGCUCCUCUGCCAGGCCGAGGAGCUGGUUCGGCGGUGGCAAACGGUAGCGGAAAUUUUAGAAAUGAUCGAGCAAAUGAAAUUGGGUUCAUUCAACAGGGAAUAAAUGAUUUUAAUGCUAAUAGAAUCUCGGAUGUACCGAACGAUGACCGUUUGACUGGAGUCUCUGUGAGGAAAUCGCAACCCCAGGUCGGUGUGAUGGACCGAUCAGCGUCCGAAACAUAUGCAAUCGAUUCUCAGUACAAGCCUUCUCAAGCCUCAGCCGCUUCCCUAACCAAGGUACACAAAGUGCAACCAACAUCCGGCAACCCUCUCUGCUCUUAUCGGCCAGGGUUGCAGUCGGGUCAUUGCAAGAAAAGUGUCAGUUUUAAUGGCACUAUACAUAGAUUACCUGAAGGCGUUACUUCCUGUCGCUUGCCUGACGCAAAUCGCUAUGGGUCUCCUGAUCCCAAGGUAAUUCCUAAAAAUUGGGGUCUGUAUGGCCAAGAUCCUCCUCCGCUUGCGGUGUUCCAACCUUCAAAUGACGAUAUAAACGACGUUUCGAGUACAACUCGCCCCUCGGAUGUGGAUGUACGCUAUCACGCGAUGGUGAUGGACGUGAUAAGGGCAGUACAAGAGACAAUUGCCUACUUCUGCCACUCGGCACUGUCCUUAGCCACCCCAGAUGGCAGUAACAUUACCGGCUCUUCCUCCUCUGGCUCUAUCAACUCCAAACCGCCACAUAGUCAGUGCCAUUGCUAUUCCUCUCUCGCAGCACUAGGUGGCUCAGGUCGAAGCAGUCUGGUCGCUGUGGUGAAUCCUCUCAUGGUCCUCAUCUCAGACGGCCUUCUUCCACCCCAAACACGUGCCAUCUUUGCGAGCAAACCCAAAUCUCGCAUCUGGGCCUUGAUCGAGGAUAGCUGCCGACCUUCCCCGUAUCUUGGCAAAAUUGAGCAUCAUGUUUUGAACGAGGCUCUGAAUCAGGUUAAAUCCAUUGCCGGUGCAAUCAGCGAGAACUUGCGGUUUAGGGCUUUCGUUUGCGCCUGCCUCAACCAACGGGCCCUUCUUUUGUGGCUGAAUUCUCUGGUUAGCAAUGAGGCCCUGCUCAAGCGCUACUAUUGUGAUGGAGCCUUUAUUCGCCAGUGCCGAUCAGCUUUACAAGGUCUCUAUGCUGAUUUGACCACCCACGUGGAACAAUUACUCAAUUACCCCUUUAACUUUGACCUUUCUUCUGAGGUUAAACGGCCAAUUGGGCAUGUGUAUAUUGCUACACCGCUGCAUGCUUCCAAGCCAGAUGCACGAAAGGUGGCGCAUCCUAAGGGAAACCAGACCUUCGGACGAGCAAGUUCUACACCAUUAUGCACCACAAAAAUAAAUCCGAAGUCGGCUCCUAAUGGAGUGCGUCCUUCGUCAAUUGCCAAAACCACGGAUACUAAGAUGGUUCGCCCUCGUGUACAACCCACAUCGCGCCGACUACCUGCCACCUUGGACAACCAGGUUAUUCUUUUUUGUGCAACACAUUUGCUUCAAGGCAAUUUGGAUAAAAAGAACGAACUCAGUAAGCAUUUAUCUGAACCACUUGAUGAAAUUUUGACCGAUGAGGACAGAACACUGCUGAGGAACUUUCUCGCGUCCAAGGAUCUCAAGAAUAUUCUUACACAAAUCAGUCUUCUUUCACGGAUAACUCAAUAUUCUUCAAAAUCAUCCUCGGAUAAGUCCUUCGCAACUCUACAUCCCCUCAUAUCAAAACUUCGGCCACAUCGUCCUGAAGAUCGGAACUGUCUUGUUGCUUUAAAUAAAACAUGGAGCGAGAUCGAAAGCCUGCUGACACGAGCUGCCGAAGGCCGAUAUCCAGAAGCGCAAGAACUGUACGAUAUUCUUUCCAAUGAUUCUAUUAGGGAGCUACUUGUUGCAGUGCAUGAUACCGGGAACUUCAGCUACACCACUCAUAUUGACCAAAAUUCCGUCACCACACCCGUGUACGUCGAGAGGGAUCCGGUCUUUAUGAAGGGAGAAGAUGAGGAGAGCGACUGCAAAGACAGUCUCGACCGUCCCUUUUUCAUGUCUUCCCCGCCGCUAGACGACGAGCCACCCACUGAGUUCUCGCAAACCCUAUCCAGUGCUUCUUUUGCAACUCCGCAUCACCAUCAAUCCUCGAUAUCCGAGUCAUCUUGCAAAUCUGCAAAAAACCACUUUCCCUAUCACAGUCUCGGACGUCGAGUAGGUGGAGCAAAUCUUAAACACCCAGCCUUACCCUCUAAUGUGGAAAGUAGCCUUCCUGAGCCAGGUAUGCUGCGCACCGUCUACAUAAAUCGCAAAUCACCGGAGGAGCCUCUGGGGAUCACGCUGUCCACUUACAGUUCUUCACAAACGCCGACUCGCAGUGCAUCUCUUCUGUCUCUACUGGGAAGGCAGACUCAACGCGAGGCAAAUAAAGACCCACCAAAGAUUAUCAUUAACCGCAUAAUUGUCGGUUCGUUGGCCGAUAAAGAAGGAAAACUGUUUCCUGGUGACGAGUUAAUUGAACUCAACGGAGUAGCCGCUACCUCUUUGGAGACCGUUCAGAAGGUGGUGGCCAGUGCUACACAAAAAAAUGUUCUGCAAAUGAUAGUUAAGACCCCUGGAAUCGGGCAAUUAAAGGCCCAUAUCCUCAGUCACAAUAAUUCAGAAGAAAAGGUCUACAUCCGAUGUCUUUUUAAAUAUGAUCCUCUGAAAGAUACGCUAUUGCCAAGUGCUAAUUUGGGCGUUGCAUUCAAGAGCGGAGACGUUCUUGAGCUGGUGGAUUCACAGGAUCUCAACUGGUGGCAGGUGAGGCGUCUCGAUACUCCAAAUUUGCCAGUUGGACUUGUUCCCUCUCAAACCCUUCAGGAACGCCGCCAAGCAUUUAACCAACAGGCUUCUGGAUCGAACAUAAAUAAGAAAAUUAAAAGGAUUAAAUCAAUAUUUCGAGCUGCGGACUCUUCAAAUCUUUUGGUCCGUUCUGAUUUGUGGGUGUACGAAGAGGUCGUCCCAUGGCCUCCUUCUCCCGUACACACUCUUCUUUUAAUUGGUCCCAAUGGUGUUGGUCGCAGGACAAUAAAGUUCCUCCUGUGCACCCAAUUCCCACAGCGAUUUUCAUUUCCAGUAUCAGACACUACAGACUCAACGGCUACACCCGCCUUGUUCCACAUACGCACAAAAGAGGAUAUGGAAAGUGAUAUUCGACGGGGUGCAUAUGUGGAAUGGGGAACUGUGGAUGGCCAUCACUAUGGCAUUAGAUUUUCUGCAAUAAGGGAAAUAAUUGCCAGUGGAAGGACCGCAUUAGUUGAUUGUCAAUGUCAGUCUGUUCAUCUACUACAUCAGCCGGAAUUCAAUCCACAUGUCGUUUUUGUUUCUGCACCUAAAUUUGAGACGGCGAAAGCCAUGAUGGACGUUGGGAUUCGGGAAAAUCUUACAGUGAACAAAAGAACGGAUGAAGAGGUCCGCAAGGUUGUGGAGGAGUCAAAGAUGUUUGCUAUUCGAAACCAGCACCUUUACACUCAUACGCUGGUCAAUAAUAACAUGGCUGAGAGUGUGGAAAAACUGUUGCAGCUAGUAUUGAGACUGGAAAAGCAACCUGGAUGGAUUCCCGCUAGCUGGGCCUACGAACUGAGUCUUCCUAAUUCUUUCGGAAAGGACGGGAAAUAUAAACAUCGACUUCCGUGUUUGAGCAUACUUUCGGGCCUGGGCAUUUCUGGUCUUUCUGAGGAUAACCGGUCGGUUCUCAGUCGAGUCACAAGUUCAAUCCUUUCGGUGGCCUCUCCAGAGUCUGCAGUUCGGUUAGCCAGGCCGCCAUCUGUGUGUAGCUCACUUCAGCUUCCAGGAAUGGCCUCUAAAAGGAACUGGGGCAGUGCUGCAGGAAGUCGUUGGCGGUACGAAAAGCGCGGAGCGAUGCAGAGCACCGAGCCGCCUCUGUCGUCUCUUUGCUCCUCGGCGGACUCAGAAACUGGCGGCAGCAACUCAGCUCUUCCUGCCUACCUCUCUAAUGGACGCAACUUGAUUUCCAAAGCAGCAGUGCCGGACAUAAGACCAACGUUUUGUGGUUCCGAGUCAUCAAAGCCAUCGGAACCGAUCAACCAGCAAAUUUGUCUUACUAACGCUACAAAAUCGAGUGUGCUCCUUAACUCAAUUCGCAAGGAUGCCAAAGCCACUGAUGGUGGUGAUGAUGAUGAUGACGACGCAAUCAGCAACACUUCUUCAGAGGAUGAAUGA
Echinococcus granulosus is the source of this 5979-nucleotide messenger RNA. Its product is annotated as MAGUK p55 subfamily member 2. Lineage: Eukaryota; Metazoa; Platyhelminthes; Cestoda; Cyclophyllidea; Taeniidae. Bases 1 to 5979 code for a protein of 1992 amino acids. Gene Ontology annotation, cellular component: plasma membrane; cell-cell junction. The record is from RefSeq and is a predicted model, not a curated record. Gene Ontology annotation, molecular function: protein binding. The transcript has 20 exons.